This is a messenger RNA of Hevea brasiliensis (rubber tree), 1446 nucleotides long. RefSeq lists its product as uncharacterized. Gene Ontology annotation, molecular function: ATP binding; ATP hydrolysis activity. The record is from RefSeq and is a predicted model, not a curated record. Gene Ontology annotation, cellular component: mitochondrial outer membrane. Lineage: Eukaryota; Viridiplantae; Streptophyta; Magnoliopsida; Malpighiales; Euphorbiaceae. The transcript has 5 exons. The coding region runs from base 105 to 1265 and encodes 386 amino acids.
CAAAAUUGUUUCUUCACUUCCUUCCUUAAUCCCCAAGAACUCUCCUCCCAGAACAUGGCUUAAAUUCUUCAAAUUUCACAGAGAAAGUACAAAACAGCAAAUAAAUGGGGCAGACCAAGUUCUUGCAGGAACUGAUUUUAUACGCCGCAAGUGCAGCCCUAAGUUGUCUGGUAUUGUUUGCGGGGCUCCGACAUCUUGACCCGAACCGGGAGGCCUCAAAGAAGGCCCUUGAACAGAAGAAGGAAAUCGCCAAGCGCUUGGGUCGCCCUCUUAUUGAGACCAAUCCCUACGAGGAUGUAAUAGCCUGUGAUGUCAUAAAUCCAGAUCGCAUUGAUGUGGAAUUUGAUUCAAUUGGAGGACUGGAAGCAAUCAAGGAAGCUUUGUAUGAACUGGUGAUUCUUCCACUACGGAGACCUGAGCUCUUUUCUCAUGGGAAGCUUCUUGGGCCCCAAAAAGGGGUUCUGUUAUAUGGACCACCAGGUACUGGUAAGACUAUGCUUGCCAAAGCUAUUGCAAAAGAGUCUGGAGCUGUUUUCAUUAAUGUAAGGAUCUCCAAUCUGAUGAGCAAGUGGUUUGGUGAUGCACAGAAGCUUGUGGCUGCAGUUUUUAGCCUGGCUUAUAAACUUCAGCCUGCUAUUAUAUUUAUUGAUGAGGUUGACAGUUUCUUGGGGCAGCGCCGAACUACAGAUCACGAGGCAUUAACAAAUAUGAAGACUGAGUUCAUGGCUUUGUGGGAUGGGUUUACGACAGACCAGAAUGCGCAAGUGAUGGUUCUUGCUGCAACAAAUCGCCCAUCAGAACUUGAUGAAGCAAUACUUCGGCGUCUCCCUCAGGCCUUUGAGAUUGGGAUGCCUGAUUGCAGGGAGAGGGCUGAAAUAUUGAAGGUUAUUUUGAAGGGGGAGAGAGUGGAUGAAAGCAUUGACUAUGACUACAUAGCGGGCUUGUGCGAGGGUUACACAGGUUCUGAUCUUCUUGAACUUUGCAAGAAAGCGGCUUACUUUCCUAUUAGGGACCUACUGGAUGAGGAGAAGAAGGGGAAACAAUGUGGUUCAUCAAGGCCUUUGUUUCAGUCAGAUUUGGAGAAAGUUCUUACCACAUCAACUAAGACAAGGGUAGCUGCAAAUGAGUACACUAGGUCAAACUCACAACUACCUGGAUGUUCUAGGCAAUCAGAUGAUUACCAUGUUCAAGCCACAAUCAAUGAGCUCUCUAAGCUUGUAGUUUCCCAAUUAUUGAAUCUUCAAUCAGAUACCCAGGACCCUUGAAAUUCUUGUCUUCACUAGUUCUAUCCAAAUGAUCUGUUGUUUUGUAAGAUCAUCCCAUAGUAAUUUUAUUAUAUUUAUUUAGUGCUUUGAUUAUGGAUCCCUUGCAGAAAAUGCUAUCUUUGUAAUCAACUUACUUGUUAAGCUAUUAAUUUUUUGGGCGCUUGACAUGCUCUUGAACGUC